CGAGGGGAGGGAGGGGAGGAAGGAUGGAGGGCUGUCUACCAUGCACAGCAGAGAAGCUCCACGACGCGCUCUGUUUUAUUUUGAAAGCAGCCAGCCAGUGUAAGUGGCGUGUUUGCGGUGUGUACUGGACUGAGUGGACUCGGAGAGCUGCAGGCCAGCCUGUUGCGCUCUUGGCGACACACUCGGACAAGGAACACGAAUGCUGCGUCAAUGGACGGGGACAGGAAUAGACUUUCCUUUAUUCAUAUCAGGAUUGGAUCCAUAUCAGGCAGACCACUCUUCUAAUUGAACAAAGACUCAUCCCGACGUGCCACCUCUGAGCGGAUACAGCCAUCACGCAUCCCGGGAGACGGGCGAAAGGGGGACUAUCGAGACUGUCAGCAGCAGGUGACGACAGAAGAACGAGGGACAUAAAACUCCAGAGUCUGUCCGCCAGCAUGUUUCAGAAAUGCUCAGCAGCGCAAUGAAAUGAAAGCCUGAGGACUGUCGACAUAUGUGCGUCCCGCUGAACACACACGCUGAAGAGUUGAAAACAAGAGUGUUGUAGGACUGAGCGAGAGCGUGUGUGACCGUACCCUGUGUGUGUGUGUGUGUGUGUGUGUGUGUGUGUGUGUGUGUGUGUGUGUGUGUAUGUGUGUGUGUGUUCUCACACGCUGUGCUGAGGUUUAAGCAUUGAGGAGCGGAGGACUUAAACUGAAGAGUAUGGUUCAACCUUCCACUUCAGCCUACCUGCUGGGAGGCCUUCUGGGCCUGUUUCUGAUCCUGCCCGUUCAGAUGACCCAGACACCAGCCAGCAUGUGCACGCCGCUGAAGACACUCAACGACAGCCUCAGCCACAGGCGACGCUACAUGAAGCACAACUUCCCCAUCAACUACACUAUCAGGGUCCAUCAUAACGAAAUCUUUAAAGUUUCAAGCAUCAGCAAAAUGAAGUCAUAUGUGGAGGGGUUGGAAGAUCUGGUUCUCCAGAGGCUUUGGUUCCAGGUCAACCAAGGCGUGUUAAAAAAGAUCAUCCGGGUUUUGCCAGAGCGACAUCCUUCGCGUCCAUACACCGCCGAGCUGGAGAGACGCUUCAGGGAUUUAGAGGGAGUCUUUGUACAGUCGCAUCCUGCUGAGGUGUUCCAGCAGGAGCUUCCAGAGACUAUCCAGGACACUUGGGAUCGUUUGACAGAAGAGCCCGACAGAGUGCCGCCGUCCAGCUGGAGAUCUGCUUCUCCCAAAUCACUUCUGGACAACCUGUGCCACACCAUGCACUGCCUGUUCAACGAGUGCUUUGACAGCACAGAAGCACAGCGUGACUACUGUGUUGUCUCCCAUCGGAGGAAAGGCAGGAAGAAAGAGCUGGAGCUCAGGAGCUGAGAAGAAGCCAGCGAGGUGAAGUUGUCCCUGUUGAUACGGAUAAGGGACUGGUAUCUUAAUCUCUUGAGAUAAGGGGAGAAGAGGAAAAUGACAAUCCACACUGAAACAAGACAGUUCAGUCCUGAUUUGUGAACAUUAAUACAGCUUAACCUAAUCUGUUAAACAGAGUUACUGUCGUCCAGACAUUCUGAUAAAAGGCACAAAUUUAGAGGACUGAAAUUGUCGACUCAGCUGAAGGAUUUCAUGACAAUUUGGAAAUAAAUGAAGUAACACUCAAGCUCCAGAAAACUUCCACUUCUCACUCAGUCAGAUGUUCAAUGUAUUUGAUUGAUGAAUUCAUCCCAGAUUGAUGCUGAAAAUCUUUCCAGAUUAGUUUAUGUUCACAUAUAUGGGAUCAAGAAACUGUAUAGAGGUGGAUACUUUAAAGAAGGAGGGUUUGGCCUGAACGUGCUCCUUCCACAUUGGAAGGGGGUUAACUUCACCUGGAGUGAGGACAUCAGCGUGGCUUUGUUAAAUCUGCUCCGAUGUGCUCCUGGUUUACCUGCAUGGUUCAUCUCAGAGACCACGAGGAAGAAAACACGAGAGCUGACACAAAGGACUGAUGUUGUAAUGUUUCAGCCGACUACAGCCAGACUCCCCGUCAUGAACAGAUCUUUAAAAGUGAAAUGAAGAACGAAGAAAAGAUGUACCUGAACUGAAGAUGUACCUGAACUGAACUUCAUACUUAAAGGCAAUGGAAUUAUUUCAUCUGCCAAAGGAGGGUACUGCAGAAAACGUUUAGGAACCACUGAUUUAAGGGUGUUAUUUUUCUGUGCUGUACACCCAGAUGCAAUUUAGACUGAGGCCCAUUCAAAACCUUGUUAUCUUUGUUAUUUCCAAUUUCAUGUAUUUUAUUUUAUAUAUUUAUCAUGCACAAAGAGUAAGCAUUGAGCUCCAAACGAUGGUAUAUUUCUAUCUACUACUGCACAAUCUACACAUUUCUGAAUUAACCAUGGGCCUAUUUUAUCUUAACCCAUCCUCAAAGGAAUUUUAUAUCCACAAAGGAAUAUUUUAAUGUCUCUAUUUCAUGUGUAAAGUUUAUAGAGCCACCUUCAGCAAUCACAUCACACUCAGACUUUGCCCCCAAAAGCACCAAAUCAAGAUCAAAUUCAAAUUUCAAUAGUCUUCUGUGUAUCGAUAGUUACAAGGAAAAACACAGUUCCUGAAAAUGUGUGAGAUGACACUAUACCUUUUUGUCUGAUUUAAAAGUCAUACACGGCUGGUCGCCCUUUUCAGAAUUUCAGCUUCUGAAACAUCAAAUUUAAUGUAAUCAAAGCAGUAAACUGGUAACCUGUGUCUAAACUCCACACAGCAAAAGAGACCAAAAAAAAGUUUGCAACAAUUCUUUUCAAACUACCAAUCUUUAACAUGUUUGACUCCAACAAACUCUGACAGAGAUUAUACUUAUCCAACUUUUUUCUGUCUGUGACAGCCCCUCAGGAUACUUCAGUUUACCAUUUUAUUUUGUUCUUCUCUUUGUUAGUCUGCUCAAGGUUAUCUGGUGGCUGUUCAAUGAAAUGUAUUAAGAUGUCAGGAUAUGUAGAAUUCAUAAAGCUAAAUGAAGAGAUUAAUUUGUUAGGCAUUGUGAGACUCAGCCUAUAAAGGAACAAAAAAAUCAGUGAAAAAAAUGCACAAUGAGGGCCUGUCAACAUUUCUUACAUAGAAACAAGUUCUCAUUACUCAAGCUUAUGCACAAACAUGCGUCUAUGAAGGAAACCUCGGGAGACACAGAUUCAUCGAACAUUGGACUGAAAUUGAAAACAUUCCAUCACAAUCACUAAAAAACUGCAUAAGGCAUGAGAAGGUACUACGUGUGUAGAGGAUCUUCACGCACGAUUUAGUAUAGUUUGUUGAUUUUAUGCUGCUCUGGGUGUGUAGAUUUUAUCUUCCAUUUACAGACUUAGACUGAGUGAAGUAAGUAGCCUAACUGUGCCUACCAGACUGAAAUGUUUUCCCAUUUAUUACCAUAAAAGCAGCCAAAUCUACUUGGACUGGAGCCACAUGUCAAAAGUUCACAGAAAAAUCAAGACGUUAAACAUUUAAGAUAUAUUGUAAGACAAAGUACCAGUUACAUUUAGCACACAAUGUGCCGGAGAUAAGUCAAAUCAAUGACUUUGCUAACUUUAAAGGACCAAUAUGAAUCUUGGACACCUAGUGUUUAAAAUGGGUACUGCAGUCCAAGUUCACAAGUUCUCAUCAGAGAGAGCUGUCUCCCCCCACCCCUCCACCCUAGAGUCGAUGCUCACGCAGGUUGCCAUGUGGUGGACACUGAAGCUUCAGUGUUUAGCCAGCUCGGCAUCCCUUCUUGAAACCUCUCUGCGUUUUAACCUUUCUCCGUUUUUCAAAAGCAUCUCCAAUAUUGAUCCUAGUUUGAGCACGUUUCUGCUCGUGGAUCUUAUUAGAAAAAUACUUUUUAUGUUGGAUAGAAUCUGAACCAGUUUGCUUGCCCGCUCCCAUGGGUGCAACACCUGUUGGUUUGCCGUGAUAACUGGUCUCUUAUCUGGUAAAGCCUGACUGAAGUUUCUCAUUAUAUCAUUUUUAUUCCUGAUUUAUAGGUUUUCUUCUUGAGUUGUCAAAGUCAACACAUUUAAAGUGAAACCAUUUAUAAACGAGGAAAUAAACCAAUCAAAUAUCCAAGAUAGCACUCCAGAAAUGUAAACAUGCAUCACAUGAUUUACUAUCGACCACACAACUUGAUGGAUGGUUUCCCUUCUACGUUUCAGAGAUUUAUACCAUAUACUUCUAGUUAAGACUCCCAGGACUGCACUACGUAUACUUUUCAAGGUCUACUGUGUGUGAAUGUUACAGUUUACAGCUGAUGCAUGUUGAAGCCUCCACAGCCUUAUUGUGUAACCCUUUUUGAUGAUGUUCAAUCACUUUGUUGUACAUGUGAUGGGUCUGAGGCUUUGAUGAAAUGUCUGAGAUAAACGUGGUCCUCAUGAGAAGCUCUGUAAGGAUUGAACGGAAGAACAAUAACUAUUGUUGUGUAAUGCUUUCAAUGAAAUCAGUGUACUUUUGUUAAUCAAUCAUAUAUAACCGUAUGAUUGUCUUUUAUAACCAUAAGAGCAUUUAAAGGUGUAAUCAAAGAUCCUUUAUUGUAACAAUAACUCAAUACUUCCCACACCUGCCUUACCAAAACAGAGAGAUUAUGACUAAAAACACACAAUGGUUUGUUGUCUCUGGUCUUUAGAAAUAGAUUUUUUUAUACACAAGAUAUAAGAUUUAUUUAUUUUUUGGAAUGUAUUAUGCCGUUUGACAGUACUUUUAUGAAAGAAAUACAAAUUAAAUAGCUAUUUUUAUCAACUAA
Labrus mixtus (cuckoo wrasse) is the source of this 4705-nucleotide messenger RNA. It is a transcript of the gene il34, whose product is annotated as interleukin 34. NCBI's taxonomy places the organism in Eukaryota, Metazoa, Chordata, Actinopteri, Labriformes, Labridae. The record is from RefSeq and is a predicted model, not a curated record. Gene Ontology annotation, biological process: positive regulation of cell population proliferation; positive regulation of macrophage differentiation; positive regulation of protein phosphorylation. Gene Ontology annotation, molecular function: macrophage colony-stimulating factor receptor binding; cytokine activity. The transcript has 8 exons. Bases 703 to 1359 code for a protein of 218 amino acids.